AUGAGAGGCGAAGUUCCUAUACAUAUUCUUCUGGUCUCUUUUCCAGCACAAGGACACAUAACUCCUCUUCUUCGACUAGGAAAAUGUCUUGCUGCAAAAGGAGCCUCUGUGAUUUUCAGCACAACAGAAAAAGCAGGCAAAACCAUGCAAACUUCUAAUAGCAUCACUGACAAAUUAGCUAUUCCAAUUGGCGAUGGCUCUCUCACUUUCCACUUCUUUGACGAAGGUUUACUAGACGGUGAUGCCACUAGAACAGCCUUCGAGCACAGUGCACAAGUUGAGCUUGCAGGGACAAACUUCAUUUCUGAAAUGAUCAAGAAUCACGCUGAUUCAAACAACCCGAUUUCUUGCAUCAUAACCAACCCGUUUUUCGCAUGGGUUUCUGAUGUUGCUGCUCAACAUGAUAUUCCUUGUGCUUUAUCAUGGAUUCAUUCCAGUGCUGUUUUUGCAGCUUACUAUAACUAUGCCCAUAAAUUGGUACCUUUCCCUACGGUUGAAGAACCCUAUAUUGAUGUUGAAUUGCCUUUUGUAGUUCUUAAAUACGAUGAAAUCCCAGAUUUUAUACAUCCUUUUAAUCAAUAUCUGUUUCUAGGGGACCUCACCAUAAAACAGAUGAAGGACAUGUCUAAGGUGUUUUGUGUAUUGGUGGAUACCUGUGAAGAGCUGGAAUCUGAUAUCAUUGAUUAUCUUUCGAAUAUACCAAUCCCUGUAAGAUCCAUUGGUCCUUUGUUUAGGAACCCAAUAAUUAAACAAGUAAGCAAUGUUCGUGGUGAUUUUGGCAAAAGCGACGACGAUUCUGCUAUUAUAGAGUGGCUUAACACAAAGCCGAAAGGUUCCGUGGUCUAUAUAUCUUUUGGGACUGUGGUGGACCAUCCUCAGGAGCAAGUGAAUGAAAUUGCAUAUGGGUUAUUGGAGGCUAAAGUUUCGUUUCUGUGGGCCAAAAAAAACCAUGUUUUCCCUGAUGGAUUCUUGGAGGAAACAAGCGGGAGAGGGAGAGUUGUCAAAUGGAGUCCACAAGAGCAAGUACUUGCUCAUCCUUCCACAGCGUGUUACAUGACACAUUGUGGUUGGAAUUCUACCAUGGAAGCAAUUGCUUUAGGUGUUCCGGUGUUGGCGUUUCCAUCGUUUGGUGACCAUCUUACAAAUGCCAAGUUUUUGGUUGAUGUUUUUGGGGUAGGGGUUAAAAUGGGUUCCAAUGGUGCUGGCAGUGCUAGUAACUUGGUAACAAGAGAUGAGGUGAGCAAGUGCUUAUUGGAAGUAACAACGGGAGAAAAGGCAGAAAAGUUGAAGAAAAAUGCAAUCAAGUGGAAGAAGGUGGCGGAGGAUGCGGUGGCCGUAGGUGGUUCCUCUGAACGAAAUCUCGAUGCAUUUAUUGAAGACAUUAAGAAAUAUCAAAAUCUUAAUUAG
This is a messenger RNA of Vicia faba (fava bean), 1407 nucleotides long. The record is from the annotation of a GenBank genome assembly. Lineage: Eukaryota; Viridiplantae; Streptophyta; Magnoliopsida; Fabales; Fabaceae.